AGGCGCGGAGGCUCGGAGAGAAGAGACGUGGAGGGAGGGACGGAGCCUGGACAGCGGUGGACACGGCAUCGCGCGCCGGGGAGAGCGCAGCGCGCACUAGGUGCCGAGCGCCGAGCGCCGAGCACCUAGAGAGGCAGCCCCGGUGGUCUCCCGCCGUCCAUGCACAGAGCGCCCUCCCCCACUGCCGAGCAGCCGCCGGGCGGAGGGGACAGCGCCCGCCGUACCCCGCAGCCCAGACUCAAGCCCGGUGUCCAAGCCAUGGCACUGCCUCGGACGCUGGGGGAGCUGCAGCUGUACCGGGUCCUGCAGCGUGCCAAUCUCCUUUCCUACUACGAGACCUUCAUUCAGCAGGGAGGGGACGAUGUGCAGCAGCUGUGUGAGGCGGGGGAGGAGGAGUUCCUGGAGAUCAUGGCACUUGUGGGCAUGGCCACUAAGCCCCUUCAUGUCCGGCGCCUGCAGAAGGCACUGAGAGAGUGGGCCACCAAUCCCGGGCUCUUCAGCCAGCCAGUGCCUGCUGUGCCCGUUUCCAGCAUCCCACUGUUCAAGAUCUCUGAGACUGCGGGUACCCGGAAAGGGAGCAUGAGCAAUGGGCACGGCAGCCCAGGGGAAAAGGCGGGUAGUGCCCACAGUUUUAGCCCCAAGAGCCCCCUGGAACUCGGGGAGAAGCUGUCACCACUGCCAGGGGGACCUGGGGCAGGGGAUUCCCGGAUCUGGCCAGGCCGGAGCACUCCAGAGUCGGACAUUGGGGCAGGAGGAGAAGAGGAGGCUGGGUCACCCCCCUUCUCCCCACCUGCAGGGGGAGGAGUUCCUGAGGGGACUGGGGCUGUGGUGCUAGCAGCAGGUGGGACUGGGGGUGGUCCAGACCGACUGGAGCCAGAGAUGGUGCGCAUGGUGGUAGAGAGUGUGGAGAGGAUCUUCCGGAGCUUCCCGAGGGGGGAUGCUGGGGAGGUAACCUCCUUGCUAAAGCUGAAUAAGAAGCUGGCACGGAGCGUGGGGCACAUCUUUGAGAUGGACGAUAGUGACAGCCAGAAGGAAGAGGAGAUUCGCAAGUACAGCAUCAUCUAUGGCCGCUUCGACUCCAAGCGGCGGGAGGGCAAGCAGCUCAGCCUGCACGAGCUGACCAUUAAUGAGGCCGCUGCCCAGUUCUGCAUGAGGGACAACACGCUCUUACUGCGAAGGGUGGAGCUCUUCUCUUUAUCCCGCCAAGUGGCCCGCGAGAGCACCUACCUGUCCUCCUUGAAGGGUUCUAGGAUCCACCCUGAAGAAUUGGGAGGCCCCCCUCUGAAGAAGCUGAAACAGGAGGUUGGAGAGCAGAGUCACCCUGAAAUCCAGCAGCCUCCCCCAGGCCCUGAGUCCUAUGCACCCCCAUACCGUCCCAGCCUGGAGGAAGACAGCGCCAGCCUGUCUGGGGAGAGUCUAGAUGGACACUUGCAGGCUGUGGGGUCGUGCCCAAGGCUGACGCCGCCCCCUGCUGACCUGCCUCUGGCAUUGCCAGCCCAUGGGCUGUGGAGUCGCCACAUCCUGCAGCAGACACUGAUGGACGAGGGGCUGCGGCUGGCCCGCCUUGUCUCCCACGACCGCGUGGGCCGCCUCAGCCCCUGUGUGCCUGCGAAGCCGCCUCUCGCAGAGUUCGAGGAAGGGCUACUGGACCGAUGUCCUGCCCCAGGACCCCACCCCGCACUGGUGGAGGGGCGCCGGAGCAGUGUGAAAGUGGAGGCUGAUGCCAGCCGGCAGUGAGGGGCAGCGUGGCGUCCUUGGACCCUGGACUUCUGGUUCACACAGACAGACCCCCUACUCCGUGAUCCCCGGAGUCUAGUCACAACCUGGAUCCUUGUGCUGCCCUUGUCCUACCUCCCCACCUGCUCCAUGGGCAAAGGACUAUGGGGCUUCAAGCAAUAACGAGCAGGGGCCUGGCGAGAGGACACAAGGAGGGUGCGUGGUGCCCCUCACCCCUGCCCAGAUCGAGGAGGCAAGGAAGGACUGCCUCCAGGGCAUUUGGGGUUCUCCCGUCAUUUACACAACACACUCCAUUCUCUAGGUUUCAACCAGUGGUGUGAGCAGUUGGACUCAAUUUGGACAUGGUGGAGAGGGGGGCUUCCCUGUGAAAGUCCAGCAGCUAAUAAUGGAAACAUUUUUUUCCCAGAACUGGGGGCCUGGGAACACUGGAACUGCCCCCUCUCCCCUCCCAUUCCCCAUUUUUGUGCUUCUAGUUUGUUUCUUUAACAAGUGCUGCAGUUAGCUACCCAUCCCCAUCUCUUCCCCAAGCCCUCAGCAGUUCUUUUCUUCCGGCCCUCUCUAGGCGGGGAGGGUGGUGGUAGAGGUGGGAUCCCCUUCACCAGCCCCCUUGGGAGGCCUGGGUUGGACUCAGGGUCUCCCCCAGCUAGGGGCUGGACUGCAGCACCUAUCUGCGCAGUUAGAGCGUCUUUCUUUUCAGAUUGUGUACAGUAGAUUAUUUAUUUUGUUAUUUUGGAAUAAAAUUUAUUUUAUGGCUUAGGA
Molecule: messenger RNA, 2496 nt
Organism: Trichechus manatus latirostris (Florida manatee)
Lineage: Eukaryota; Metazoa; Chordata; Mammalia; Sirenia; Trichechidae
Gene: NAB2
Product: NGFI-A binding protein 2
Exons: 7
Coding region: 160-1737 (525 amino acids)
Biological process (GO): negative regulation of DNA-templated transcription
Cellular component (GO): nucleus
Molecular function (GO): transcription coregulator activity; transcription factor binding
Source: RefSeq, a predicted model, not a curated record